This is a messenger RNA of Penicillium maclennaniae, 1485 nucleotides long. RefSeq lists its product as uncharacterized. The record is from RefSeq and is a predicted model, not a curated record. Bases 1 to 1485 code for a protein of 494 amino acids. The transcript has 3 exons. Lineage: Eukaryota; Fungi; Ascomycota; Eurotiomycetes; Eurotiales; Aspergillaceae.
AUGCGUGCUGUGCCAAUUCUUCUUUUGGCUGUCGCCAGCUUGACCUCGGCUGGCGUCCUGCCUAGGGAGCCUGUUGCCGACUUCGACGUCGUUAUUCGAGGCCACGAUGAUGGUGUGUCUCCCACGACUAUUCCGUGUGAGACUACGACUACCCCAGAGAUGACUCCUACCACUACUCCGUGCGAGACUACUACACCCGUCGUGACUCCCACGACUACUCCAUGCGAGACCACCACUACCCCAGAGGUGACUCCCACGACUACUCCGUGCGAGACUACUACUCCCGUCGUGACUCCUACGACUACUCCAUGCGAGACCACCACUACCCCAGAGGUGACUCCCACGACUACUCCGUGCGAGACUACUACUCCCGUCGUGACUCCUACGACUACUCCAUGCGAGACCACCACUACUCCAGAGGUGACUCCCACGACUACUCCGUGCGAGACUACUACUCCCGUCGUGACUCCUACGACUACUCCAUGCGAGACCACCACUACUCCAGAGGUGACUCCCACGACUACUCCAUGCGAAACCACCACUACUCCAGAGGUGACUUCCACAACUACUCCGUGUGAGACCACCACUACUCCAGAGGUGACUCCCACGACUACCCCGUGUGAGACUACAACUACCCCAGAGAUGACUCCUACCACUACUCCGUGCGAGACUACCACUCCUGUCGUGACCCCCACGACUACUCCUUGCGAGACGUCUACGACGCCAGUGGUGGCUCCGACCACUACUCCGUGUGAAACAACUACAACCCCGGUUGAGACCCCCACUACCACUCCAUGCGAGACUUCUACGCCUUCGUCUCCUUCGACGUCAACUUCGACUCCAUGCGAAACCUCUACUGUCCCGACCUCGCCUCCGGCAACCACCACCACACCGUGUGAGACGACUACACCGACAGCACCUCCAGCGACCUCAACGCCAUGCGAAACCGAGACCGUUACUACCGCACCUCCCACUACAAUCACCACUACUUUCACCACCACUACUUGCCCUGUCACUUGGAGCACAAUCACUAGCGGCUCAACUAUCAUUACCACUCCUGUGACCCACACCAGUACUUUGACCGUCACCUCCGUAGUAACUUGCCACGAGUGUGCCCUGUCCACGACUGUGCCUUUGCAGCCUCUUCCUGGGACCACUGUCAUUGAAAGCAGCACGAGUACUGUCGUUGUUGUUCCCAGUGUUUCCAACACGGUCAUCGUUCCCGGAACAACUGUCAUUGAAAGCAGCACAAGUACUGUCGUUCCUGUUCCCAAUGGCUCUAGCACGAUCAUCGUACCCGGAACUACCGCACCAGCUCCUGAAGGGACUUCAGCCGUUCCUGCACCAGCCUCAUCUGCCGCCGCCUCUUCCAGCAUCCCGCCUGCGCCUUCUCAGACUCCCCAAUUCAAUGGUGCCUCAUCUCAGUACAAGAUGUCUUUAGCGGGUCUCAUCCCCGGUCUUGCUAUCAUCUUUGCUCUGUUUUAG